UUUUGCUGGGUGUAUCCACCGGCUCAUGAGGCGGUCUCAUGCCGCCUGCGGACCAAUCAGGACGGCUUUGAGAGCAACGGGAGAGAACCGUUCAGUGGGAGAUGGCGCCCAGCUCGAAAUCAGAAAAGGACGAUAGCAAACACAAAGCUCAGAGAAAACACAAAGACCAUGUCGUGAAGCUUCUCAUGCGUGGGAAGCUGUCAGGACAGUUUUCUCAGCGCCUGUUCAGGAAGCUCCCACCUCGAGUGUGUGUCCCAUUAAAGAACAUUGUCAGCGAAGAGUUCCUGAGAGCAGGACAUAUCUUUCUUGGCUUCACCAAAUGUGGCCGCUACGUUCUGUCCUACACCAGCGACUGUGGAGAAGAUGAUGACUUCUCUUUCUAUACUUACCAUCUGUAUUGGUGGGAGUUCAACCUGCACAGUAGACUCAAACAGGUCCAUCAUGUACGACUAUUUGCAGGCGAAGAAAUCUACAGUGACCUGUACCUUACCGUGUGUGAGUGGCCAAAUGACCACUCCAAAAUUGUCAUCUUUGGCUUCAAUACACGCAGUUCAAACUCCGUUCUGAUGAACUUGAUGAUGAGUGAUGAGAACAACAGAGACAUCUACAUCACCAUCGCCUCUAUGCCUCCUCCUAAACCUUGCUCUGUCUGCUGCCCAGUUCCCUCAGCCACAACCAUACGCACAGGGAGUGGUGAGUGUCUGGAGCAUGGCUAUGUGCUCAACAGCAGGUACCAGGUGGUGUACCCAUUUCCAACUUUCCAGCCAGCUUUCCAACUGAAGAAGGACCAGGUCAUCCUAUUGAACACUAGCUACUCUCUGGUGGCUUGCGGCAUCUCACUCUGCCAAGGUAAGCAGGGUCAGUCGUCGCAGAUUCUCUACACAAAGAGAGCAGCUCUGUCAGGUCAAACCUCCGCAUCCUUCUCCCCCACCUCGUCAGCCUCUUCUUCCUCACUACCUCAGGGAUCUCCCGACAGCCGGCCGCCACCUAGCAGGCCCGCUCCGUUACCCUCAUCUCCUAGUCAGUCACAAGCAGCCGCGCGAGCACGGGAGUUUGCAGCUGACCUCUUCAGGCGAGCCCAGGGAGGAGCAGGGAGAGAAAAAGAAGGCCAGGUAGAGAGGAGAACCGCUGAUGCUGUUGAAAAAGAGGCAGCGCAGACUCCAGUAGACAAAGUGAUAAACGUAGAGACUCGGAGAGAGGAGCAGGAUGGUAGAGAGAGGAGGGAGGAGGAAAGACGGACUAGUUUACCCCAAACAUCAACAUCAGGUGGGAGCCACAGUUUGCCGCCCUGCUCUGAACAAGUGAUGUCUCCCGCCUCCUCCUCGUCCUCAUCAUCGCCUUCGUCCCCUUCGACUCCGUCCACAUCCCAGGAGAUCGGCCCCAGCGAGCCUGGAUAUGUCAACUACUCAUGCCUGCACUAUCGCCUCCAACAGCCAGGGGCAGCAGAGCAGAACACAGGAGGUGCAGCAGGUUAUGAAGACGAUAAAGUUCAGCUACCCUUCACAGUCACUGAUCUUAAAGGACGGAACCUGCAGCUGGUCACCGAGCCACACAACGGACAGAGUGUGUGUGUGGAGCAGUUGACUCUGGACUUUGAGUAUCUUAUCAAUGAGGUGAUUAGGAGCGAUGCUGCCUGGGCCCCACAGUUCUGCUCCUUCAGUGACUAUGAUGUUGUGAUAUUAGAGGUGUGUCCAGAGACCAACACUGUGAUGAUCAACAUCGGUCUGCUGUUACUGGCCUUCUCCACCUCGGAUGAGGAGCACUGCAGGCCAAACACCUACCAUUCCAACCUGCAGGUUAGCUGGGACCUAAACACAGGUGCGUGUUGCACUGUGGGCGUCGGUGACCUUACGGAGGUAAAGGGUCAGACCAGCGGGAGCGUGUGGAGUUCUUACAGGAAGUGCUGUGUGAACACGGUGAUGAAGUGGCUCGUUCCUGAGAGCAGCUCCCGCUACAUCAAUCGCAUGACCAACGAAGCUUUACACAAAGGCUCAUCCCUUCAAGUGUUGGCAGAUAGUGACCGAUGCACCUGGAUUGUAUUGUGAAGAAGGAAGCGCACCAAAGCAACAGAAACACAAACACAAACACACACACACACACGUACACACACACGUUGACAUGGCCUCAUCUUCAGUAUGGAGCUCGACCUCAACAUGGGUAAAACCGCACACGUUUGAUCGACUACACUUUGGUAACAUGUAGUUCAAACACGUGUCAAAUUAAAACAGAACAAAGAUGGCUCAAGAUGUAAUACUGUAAAGAUGAAGAUUUAUAGGUGAUCUGUGUUUAAUUUUACAGGUUUUUUUUUUUUGUAAUGUACUGUAUUAUUGCAAGCACCAAAACCAAGAGCUGGACUGAAUGGAGAUUUCAUUUUUACAUUUUGUUUUUAUACAUAAAGGCGUACUGAUGUUGUGCGAGUGUUUUUUUUUUUGUGUGUGUGUGUGUAUACAGACCUGCACCUGCGUGACGUCCAAAAGGUGAUUUCAUCCAGAGAAUAAGUGUGUGUAUGUAUGAGUGUGUGCAUGUUUAAUGUUAAGUUGACAGACUCAGCUGCUUCUGAACAAGUCGUUUCCUCACCUGAUCUGGACCAGUUGGGUCUAGCUGUGUCGAUUUCAUAAGGCUGCAGUAUUUAUCAAAGUGAGACGAAGUGAACCGCAGUACCGCAUCGCUCAACAACUUCUUUUAAACCUGUCGUGGCGGUUAGAAGGUUGUUGGGAGUCACCCGCUUCGCUGGUUGACAUCGCGCUGUAUGUUUACUGGCAUGGAAGUAAGACUAUGUUCAUUUAGGAUAUUUUGUCAAAAUAAAUGUUCAAAAGAUU
This is a messenger RNA of Thunnus maccoyii (southern bluefin tuna), 2819 nucleotides long. RefSeq names its product DDB1 and CUL4 associated factor 15 (gene dcaf15). The record is from RefSeq and is a predicted model, not a curated record. Gene Ontology annotation, cellular component: Cul4-RING E3 ubiquitin ligase complex. Bases 102 to 2045 code for a protein of 647 amino acids. The transcript is spliced from 13 exons. NCBI's taxonomy places the organism in Eukaryota, Metazoa, Chordata, Actinopteri, Scombriformes, Scombridae. Gene Ontology annotation, biological process: protein ubiquitination.